CCCGGCAGGGCGGGGGCCGGAGCCAGGCCGGGCCGGGGCCGGAAUGCCCCUGUUCUUCUCUGCGCUGUUGGCCUUGCUGUUGGUUGCGCUCAGCGCCCUCUUCUUAGGCCGGUGGCUUGUGGUCCGGUUGGCCACCAAGUGGUGUCAGCGGAAGCUGCAGGCAGAACUAAAGAUUGGCUCCUUUUUUUGGAUUCAAAAUGUCAGUCUUAAGUUUCAGCAGCACCAGCAAACAGUGGAAAUUGAUAGCCUGUGGAUUUCCAGCAAACUCCUUAGCCAUGAUCUGCCACACUAUGUGGCCUUGUGCUUUGGCGAAGUACGUAUCAGAACAGACCUACAGAAGGUUUCUGGCCUGUUUGCUCCAUUCUCCCAGAGUACUGGGGUGCACCAAAAGGAGCUGUCCUUCAGCCCAUCCUUAUUGAAGAUCUUCUGCCAGCUAUUCUCCAUUCAUGUAGAUUCUAUAAACAUCAUGGUUCUCAAGGUGGCUACUUCUGAAUCCUUGUGGCAUAUUCAGAUCAGAGAUAGCAGUUUUCUUUUGGAUAGUGAUGGGAAGAGGCUGAAAUGUGAGGUGAGCCUAAGUCAGAUCAACAGCAAAGUUCUAAAGAGUGGCCAGUUGGAGGACACCUGUCUAGCGGAGCUCUCACUUGCCCUAAAGCUGUGUCUAGAGGUGGGCAUCAGAAGCCGGCAGCUGAAGGCGAUCACUGUGGAUGUGUGGACACUCCAUGCUGAAUUGCAUGAGGGCCUCUUCCAUAGUCAGCUGCUGCGCCAGGGCCCAGGCGUGGCAUCCAAGCCUGUUCCCUGUUCAGAGGUGAUAGAGAACUUGGCUGAGCCAACUCUACCUGGCCUAUACCUCCUUCAGCAGCUGCCAGACCAAAUCAAGGUGAAGAUGGAGAUCACAAGUGUGGUGCUGUCCAUGAAUAGUCAAAAGAGGCACCUCAAUUGGACACUGAAGCUGCUGCAUUUCCUGUACCACCGUGAUGAGGAUCAGCUGCCCCUUCGAAGCUUCACAGCAAACUCUGAUAUGGCACAGAUGAGCACUGAACUCCUUCUGAAAGAUGGGUUGUUGCUGUCCCAGAGCCGCCAGCGCAUCGUCUGCCUCAACUCCCUCAAGGCUAGUGUGCAGGUGACCACCAUUGACCUCGCAGCCUCCCUGGUUCUGAACACUUGUAUUAUUCAUUACCGGCAUCUGGAAUUCUCUCACUGGCUGCACAUGUUAGCCCUGGAGACCCAAGGGUCUAGUUCAUCUGUUCUUAAGCAAACGAAAAGAAGGUCAGUGUAA
Molecule: messenger RNA, 1276 nt
Organism: Physeter macrocephalus (sperm whale)
Lineage: Eukaryota; Metazoa; Chordata; Mammalia; Artiodactyla; Physeteridae
Gene: BLTP2
Product: bridge-like lipid transfer protein family member 2
Exons: 11
Coding region: 44-1276 (410 amino acids)
Source: RefSeq, a predicted model, not a curated record